This is a messenger RNA of Calypte anna (Anna's hummingbird), 3520 nucleotides long. It is a transcript of the gene DDHD1, whose product is annotated as DDHD domain containing 1. Gene Ontology annotation, molecular function: glycerophospholipase activity; metal ion binding. Gene Ontology annotation, cellular component: cytoplasm. NCBI's taxonomy places the organism in Eukaryota, Metazoa, Chordata, Aves, Apodiformes, Trochilidae. The record is from RefSeq and is a predicted model, not a curated record.
GCCGGGCGCGCUGCGGCAUGGAUUACCCCGAGCCCGGGACGCCGCAGGGCGCCUGGGACCUGCCGGGUGAAGCCAGCGGCUACAGCGGCGGCUGCUACGAGCGGGCGGGCCCGCGGGCAGGAGGAAGCGGCGGAGGAGGAGGAGGAGAGCCGAGGACUGCAUAUCCCCUGGCCCGGCCGCUCCGCCGCCCUCAGCAGCGCUCCUCGCCGCUUCUCCGCACCGCGUUCUCCACCUCCUCCUCCGAAGGGGAGCCGGAGGCGGCGGCGGCCGCUCUGCCGCGGGCACCCAGCCCGAGCCUGAGCGACGAGGCCGGCGGAGGCGGCGGCGACGACUUCGACGAGGCCGAGUCCGUCGCUUCGCUGCGUUACUCCACGGGCACAGGCGGCGAGGGCAGCCGAGGGCGAAGGAGCGGGGCUGGGGAGCGGCGGCAAGCGGCUUCUCCCUGGCGGCGGCCCGCCGCCGUGCCCGAGAGGAGGCGGCCGGGCGGGGGCCGUCCCCGCUAUGAGGUGGUGCGGGAGCUGGGCGCCGAGGAGGUGCGCUGGUUCUACCGGGAAGACCGGAAAACCUGGAAGCCUUUUAUCGGUUACGAUUCGCUCCGGAUCGAGUUGGCCUACCCGCGCUCUGGAGCCGGCGGCCCGCUUGAGAACCGGGAGAGCGAGGCGGCGGUGGUGGAGCCGGUGUGUGUGCGGAGCGGGCUCUACGAGGUGGAUGUGGCCAACGCCGAGUGUUACCCCGUCUACUGGAACCAAGCUGAAAAGAUCCCUGUAAUGCGUGGGCAGUGGUUUAUUGAUGGCACAUGGCAACCUCUGGAAGAGGAGGAAAGUAACUUGAUAGAACAGGAACACCUCAACAGAUUCAAGGGACAGCAGCUGCAAGAGAGCUUUGAUAUGGAAGUAUCAAAACCUGUUGAUGGGAAGGAGGUUCUCUACUACUUCCCUCCCUUCUCCCUCCCUUCUUUGUUCAAAUGGAGAGGAUAUAAGGAGAAUUCAGAUCCUGCAUGUCUUAAGAGAAAGCGUUCCCAAGCUAUUCAUAGUCUAAAGUUGAGUCGCAACCAUGUGGACUGGCACAGUGUGGAUGAAGUUUAUCUUUACAGUGAUGCAACAACAUCUAAAAUUGCAAGAACUGUUACACAAAAGUUGGGCUUUUCCAAAGCUUCAAGUAGUGGGACAAGGCUACAUAGAGGCUAUGUAGAAGAAGCUACGUUAGAAGAUAAGCCACCCCAAACUAGUCACAUUGUCUUUGUUGUGCAUGGUAUUGGGCAGAAAAUGGACCAAGGAAGGAUCAUCAAAAAUACAGCUAUGAUGCGAGACACUGCAAGAAAAGUAGAAGAAAAAUAUUUUUCCAAUCUUGCAACACAUGUUGAGUUUCUCCCUGUUGAAUGGAGAUCAAAACUUACCCUUGAUGGAGACACUGUGGACACCAUUACUCCAGAUAAAGUUCGAGGUUUAAGGGACAUGCUGAACAGCAGUGCCAUGGAUAUCAUGUAUUACACAAGCCCCCUGUACAGAGAUGAACUGGUGAAGGGGCUGCAGCAGGAGCUGAACCGGCUCUACACGCUCUUCUGCUCCCGGAAUCCAGAGUUUGAGGAGAAAGGAGGGAAAGUCUCAAUUGUGUCCCAUUCCCUGGGCUGUGUCAUCACCUAUGACAUUAUGACUGGCUGGAACCCAGUCAGGCUGUAUGAACAGUUGCUGCAGAAAGAGGAGGAGGAGGAACUUGAAGACCGUUGGAUGAGCUAUGAGGAGCAACAUUUACUUGAGGAACUUUACAUCACUAGACAACGGUUGAGAGAGAUAGAAGAGAGGUUACAUGGGUUAAAGGCAUCCACCAUAUCAAAACCACCUGUCUUAAAAUUUAAGGUUGAGAAUUUCUUCUGUAUGGGAUCUCCACUUGCAGUCUUCUUGGCACUGCGUGGCAUCCGCCCAGGCAACAGUGGGAGUCAAGACCACAUUCUGCCCAGGACAAUUUGUAAUCGUUUACUGAAUAUUUUUCAUCCAACAGAUCCAGUGGCCUAUAGACUAGAACCUUUAAUUCUGAAACACUACAGCAAUAUUUCACCUGUCCAGAUCCACUGGUACAACACUGCAAACCCUCUACCUUACGAGCACAUGAAGCCAAGUUUUCUUAACCCAACAAAAGAACCUACCUCAGUUACUGAUAGUGAAAGUGCUUCAGCUGCACCAAGCCCAACUACGUCACCAGUCAUGGUUCGACGCCACUACGGGGAGUCCAUAACAAACAUAGGCAAAGCAAGUAUAUUAGGAGCUGCAAGUAUUGGGAAGGGCCUCGGUGGAAUGCUUUUUUCCAGGUUUGGUAGAUCCAGUACAACCACCCCCCAGAGCCCAGAAACAGGAAAAGAUGGAGGUGACGGGGAGGACAAGAAGGCCACCACGGUGGGGACACCACCUCUGCCACACAGCGGCUCAGGAUUUCUGGAACCCAUAGUGGAACUGGAGCACAGGAUUGAUUUUGAGCUCAGGGAAGGCCUGGUGGAGAGCAGAUACUGGUCUGCAGUCACAUCACACACUGCCUACUGGUCCUCGCUGGAUAUUGCUCUUUUCCUUCUGACCUUCAUGUACAAACAUGACCAGGAAGAUGGUGACAAAUCCAAUUUAGACACUAUAUGAAUUUUUGUCUGGGGAUGGGAAAGGAAAUGUUGAAGCAAAUGGCACAAACCAGAUGUUUCACUGUUGAGCUGCAGUAUCCAUGGCAUGGAGGUUUCAGGUUUAAGUGCAUGUUUGGAUUUUUAUUUUUAUUUUUUUUUUCCUAUUUCUAAAGAGCAAAAAUGAUUUGUAUUUGAAAGCACUUUACAGUUUUAAACAUUUUGCAGUGCUGAAUCAGACCUGAAAUGAUUCCAAAUUCUUGGUACUUUUGACUGUCUGAAGAGCCAAUCCACCACGUAGCAUCCUGUGAGCAGGGUUGUGCAGUGUGCCUGGGUGACAUUCUUGUUAAUGACCAUAAUUGCUGUUCAGUUCAUGAAAAUAUAAAAUAUUAGUUGAUUAAAAAACAAACAAACAAACAAACCCAAACAAAAAAAAGCUAAAUUAAUUGCCAUUAACAAAAAUAUAUGUUAGAUACAAACCUAAAACUGCCAUGUUCUGAUGUUUUCUGUAUCAGUAAAUAACAAAUGCUGGUGUCAUUUUUCUAGGACUCUCUUCAGCCCCACAUCCAAUUAUCCACAGUAACAUAGAAAGAACCAUUCUGACUGCUGGCUUCUGAGGGCAUAUUGUAUGUGACCCAUUUAGAAACUAAUGCUGAAAAAAAGCAUGAAGCAAAUAUCUGAAAUACUGUAAUUAUAAUUUAUUAUUCUCUCUAAUUGUUUCAUUUUAUCCCAGUGUAUAAAACAUUACUUUUUUACUGGUUUCUUUUGACAUAAUUUAAGAACCACAUUUAUUUUCUACAGUGUGAAGACUUUUUCUCAGAAAUACAUAUCUUUGUACUACUAUUCAAAUGAAUAUAUGGACACUGUGGCACACUUUAAGUAUUUUUUCAUUAAAAAUAAAUAUUUGUGGUUUCACACAAA